This is a messenger RNA of Sapajus apella (tufted capuchin), 3385 nucleotides long. RefSeq names its product arachidonate lipoxygenase 3 (gene ALOXE3). Gene Ontology annotation, molecular function: iron ion binding; oxidoreductase activity, acting on single donors with incorporation of molecular oxygen, incorporation of two atoms of oxygen; protein binding. The coding region runs from base 520 to 2682 and encodes 720 amino acids. The transcript has 15 exons. The record is from RefSeq and is a predicted model, not a curated record. NCBI's taxonomy places the organism in Eukaryota, Metazoa, Chordata, Mammalia, Primates, Cebidae. Gene Ontology annotation, biological process: linoleic acid metabolic process; lipid oxidation.
GAUGACUCACAGGUAGGAAUGCAUGUGCCCUGUGCUCAGCUCCGCCUGGGAAAAGGGAGGAGCGGGUCUUGGGGGACACUAGGGAGUGGGCGGACAAGCACUGUAGGGCAUCAAUCCGGGCCACUGACCAGGCGGAGGGCAGUGUCCCAAUUAUACAGGCGUCACCUCUUCCUUGUCUCUGUCUCAGCAGCGGGGUCCUCCCUCCGCAGUGGAACCCAGGCUCUUGAUAUCCAUCUGGGUGAGCCAGCCAGAGGGACUGGCUGUGUCGGAGGCAAGCAAACAAGUAUUAGAGUGCAAGAGUGUGGGCGGGGAGAGGGAGCCCGAGCCUCCAGCAGGGAGUUUCGGAGAGAGCCCAGGAGCAUCCCGGAGAGAGCUGGGCCCUUUCUCAGCCCUAUCCUACCCCGCAGCCCCUAGCCCUCCACCCAGAAGCCCAGCCGUGUCCGACCCGCCGCUCUCCUCCUCCAGGCCGGCUGCUGCUGUGGCCAGCGUUGCCGGGGGCAGCACUUCCUCCCUCCCAUCAUGGCAGUGUACCGCCUGUGUGUGACCACUGGUCCCUACCUGAAGGCCGGCACACUGGACAACAUCUCUGUCACACUGGUGGGCACGUGUGGUGAGAGCCCCAAGCAGCGGCUAGAUCGAAUGGGCAGGGACCUCGCCCCGGGGUCGGUACAGAAGUACAAGGUCCGCUGCUCAGCGGAGCUGGGUGAGCUCUUGCUGCUGCGUGUACACAAGGAGCGCUAUGCUUUCUUCCGCAAGGACUCUUGGUACUGCAGCCGCAUCUGUGUCACCGAACCGGAUGGUACGGUGUCCCAUUUCCCCUGCUAUCAGUGGAUUGAGGGCUACUGCACCGUGGAGCUGCGGCCAGGAACAGCAAGAACUGUUUGUCAGGACUCCCUUCCCCUCCUCCUGGAUCACAGGACACGGGAGCUCCGGGCCCGACAAGAAUGCUAUCGCUGGAAGAUCUAUGCCCCUGGCUUCCCCCACAUUGUAGACGUUAGCAGCUUUCAGGAGAUGGAAUCAGACAAGAAAUUUGCCUUGACAAAGACAACAACUUGUGUAGACCAGGAUGACAGCAGUGGGAAUCGGUACCUGCCUGGCUUCCCCAUGAAGAUUGACAUCCCAUCCCUGCUGUACAUGGAGCCCAAUAUUCGCUACUCAGCCACCAAGACAGCCUCACUGCUCUUCAAUGCCAUCCCUGCGUCCUUGGGAAUGAAGCUUCGAGGGCUGUUGGACCGCAAGGGCUCCUGGAAGAAGCUGGAUGACAUGCGGAACAUCUUCUGGUGCCACAAGACCUUCAUGACAAAGUAUGUCACAGAGCACUGGAGGGAGGAUCACUUCUUCGGGUACCAGUACCUGAAUGGCGUCAAUCCCAUCAUGCUCCACUGCAUCUCCAGCUUGCCCAGCAAGCUGCCCGUCACCAAUGAUAUGGUGGCCCCUUUGCUGGGACAGAGCACAUGCCUGCAGACAGAGCUAGAGAGGGGCAACAUCUUCCUAGCCGACUACUGGAUCCUGGCGGAGGCCCCCACCCACUGCCUAAACGACCGCCCGCAGUACGUGGCCGCCCCGCUGUGCCUGCUGUGGCUCAGCCCCCAGGGGGCGCUGGUGCCCUUGGCCAUCCAGCUCAGCCAGACCCCCGGGCCCGACAGCCCCAUCUUCCUGCCCACUGACUCCGACUGGGACUGGCUGCUCGCCAAGACGUGGGUGCGCAACUCUGAGUUCCUGGUGCACGAGAACAACACGCACUUUCUGUGCACGCAUUUGCUGUGCGAGGCCUUCGCCAUGGCCACGCUGCGCCAGCUGCCGCUCUGCCACCCCAUCUACAAGCUCCUGCUCCCCCACACUCGCUAUACGCUGCAGGUGAACACCAUCGCGAGGGCCACGCUGCUCAACCCCGAGGGCCUCGUGGACCAGGUCACCUCCAUCGGGAGGCAGGGCCUCCUCUACCUCAUGAGCACGGGCCUGGCCCACUUCACCUACACCAAUUUCUGCCUUCCGGACAGCCUGCGGGCCCGCGGCGUCCUGGCUAUCCCCAACUACUACUACCGAGACGACGGCUUGAAGAUCUGGGCGGCCAUUGAGAGGCUGACCUGUUUUUCAACUCACGAGGACCCUCUUGUCCUCCAGGAGGCCUCCACUAACCACUCUGCUCCUUGUGCCCCUUUUUGUCCUGCCUGCCCUCUCCUCAAAGAGCAAGCUCUGGCCUUAGGAGCUUCUUUCUGCUUCUGUCACUGCUUCCCAAGCCGGCUGUGCACCCCAGGAGAGCUGGUGAAGUUCCUCACUGCAAUCAUCUUCAAUUGCUCUGCCCAGCACGCUGCUGUCAACAGUGGGCAGCAUGACUUUGGGGCCUGGAUACCCAAUGCUCCAUCAUCCAUGAGGCAGCCCCCUCCCGAGACCAAGGGGACUACCACCCUGAAGACUUACCUAGAUACCCUUCCUGAAGUCAACAUCAGCUGUAACAACCUCCUCCUCUUCUGGCUGGUUAGCCAAGAGCCCAAGGACCAGAGGCCCCUGGGCACCUACCCGGAUGAGCACUUCACAGAGGAGGGCCCAAGGCGAAGCAUCGCUGCCUUCCAGAGCCGCCUGGCCCAGAUCUCGAGGGACAUCCAGGAGCGGAACCAGGGCCUUGAGCUGCCCUACACCUACCUGGACCCUCCCUUCAUCGAGAACAGCGUCUCCAUCUAACCACCCCCAAAUACCACCCAAGAAGAAAGAAAGGUGCAAGCAUGAGGAGGAACAGUUCCUUAGGGUCCUCCAGACCCUUCCAUUCUCCCUGUUCUCAGUUCGCCUGAACCUUCUCGUCUGCACGUGGGGACCUUUGCAGCCAAGAUGGCUCUGACAUCAUACAAACUACGCCCUGAGCUGUGAGAGGCCAGGACAGCAGCGUCCAGGGUUACGAGCCAUUGACUAAAGUCCAGUGCACAGCAGCCCCUCCGAAAGCAAGGAACUGCUUCACUUCUUGCUGUACUUUGGGCAGCCUCUUGUUCCAGCCUUUUGGAAUGCCCAGCUUGGGUUCCUGAGCUUUUCUCCUUCAUCCUCCCCCAUCCCCAAACUCCUUCUCCUACCAUGCCUUUUCACUUUCCCUUUCCUGCAAGCCUAGGGCCAGUCAACCCAGCUUCCUUCUCUGGAAAAUCCAGGAAACGGCACAGAAAGGCUGUGUGCCUGAGUCUGACAUGUGCUUCCCUUUGUCCCCAGCACCUUUAAGGAGAGGGGAAGAAUCAGAAUGCAGCUUUUCUGGACCUCUAACUGCUAUUCUUAGAGACAGGUUCCUUGGCCUGGGGUGUUUGUGGGGAUGGAUCUCUCUCAAGCUUUUGUUCUACUCCACUUUCAUUCCAUUUUUUUUCCUUUUUGUCCUUGAGCCCAGUGAAUUCAAUAAAAAAAAAAUAUU